This is a messenger RNA of Bolinopsis microptera, 1947 nucleotides long. RefSeq names its product ribosomal RNA processing protein 1 homolog A-like. The coding region runs from base 38 to 1849 and encodes 603 amino acids. Gene Ontology annotation, biological process: rRNA processing. NCBI's taxonomy places the organism in Eukaryota, Metazoa, Ctenophora, Tentaculata, Lobata, Bolinopsidae. The transcript is spliced from 2 exons. The record is from RefSeq and is a predicted model, not a curated record. Gene Ontology annotation, cellular component: nucleus; preribosome, small subunit precursor.
ACUAAGCCCAGUUAAUACUAAAUCCAUCCAGGUCAGUAUGCCGGCUGAUGGACCUGCAGUUAGCGAUGAUUCUCACAUCUCCUUCGCGAAGCGCUUGGCACACAACAACAAGGACACGCGGGAAUCUGCGCUGAAGAAAGUGAAACGUUGGCUGGUUACCAAAAGCAAACAAGGGACCCUGGACCACGACGAAAUCAUCAAGAUAUGGAAAGGUCUGCAUUACUCGAUGUGGUACAGCGACAAACCUCUCACUCAGCAAACCCUUGCACUUGAUAUCUCUCAGAUUGUAUCUCUUCUACCGGAUAUCGACGAUGGUAUCAGUUUUUUCGGUGGGUUUUGUGAGACGAUCGCCCGUGAGUGGGUCGGGAUUGAUCGUCACAGACUGGACAAAUUUUACAUGUUUAUCAAAACAGCGCUGAAAUGUGUAAUGGAAUUCUGUAAAGAAAACAAUUGGGAUGAUACGAUUGUAAGCAAUGUGGUGGAUACCCUUGAUAUCAGGAUCAUCAACUCACAAUCUCAGUGCCCUGAUUCCAUCUCCGUUUUUAUCUCAGAACAUUUAUACCCAAUCUACUCAGCAAUUUGUAAUGACUCAACGUCUCCUCUUUUCAUCACUGAGAUGCUCUUGUGUUAUGUCACUGCUCUGUCCAAAACACCCAAGAAAGAUCUCAGUCGUGUUUUCAUGGAAAAUCUUUUCAGCCCGAUAAUUUAUAAAUCUAUCAGUUUUAAAGUUGAUCACGAGCAGUUGACUUCUUUUAUCACCACAAUUGCUAUUCAACCAGAUAUUUUGACGAGAAACCGAAAGUUGCUAUAUAAGCUUCGUAAUGAUAUUGCAACAGCCGGCGGGGUAGAUUUAUCCAGUUCUUCUCCCCUUGGCAAACACAAACUGGAGAAUGUCAACGACGAGAAUGUAAGUUCCAAUAGUCCAGAUGGGGCUGAAGUUGGUGAUGAGGUUAAACCACCAAAGAAGAAGAAAAAGAAGAAAGUGAAACAAGCUGUCGAGGAAAGUAUUGCUGACAUAACUGAGGAGAAUGGAGCAGAAAGUAGUGAUACUAAAGUUGAGGAAGCUGCCGCAUCUGUCAGUGAAAUAGUAGAUCAGGGUGAAAAAGAAACUAUUCCUGUAAAUGAGCCAGAAGCAGAAUCUGCAACUGUUGAAGUUGAUCAGAAUAACACUGAAGAUGUUGAGGAAGCUGAAGAUGAGCCGAUGGAAACAGAAACACAUGUUUCUGAACCAGACUCUGUUGUGAUCCCCGUUACUGAAGUAGAGUUUGCAGUUCCCACUGUGGUAGAAGAAGCUCCGGUGGUCUCUAAUGGUGGAGUUGAGGAUGAUAGUGCAAUUAAUGAUGCAGCUGUCAUAAGCGAACAAGUUGUUGAUGACGUUAAAGAAGUCGUUGAUGAUACCGUCGCAAGAGAAAUGGAUAAUAAGACUUCAGAAGAUGGCCAAGAAACUGUUGUUGAAGACGAUACCAAAGAUGACAGUAACGAUACCGGCGGGGAUGUAAUGGCUGCCGAUGAAAGGAAGAAUCCGUGGAACAGACAGCCAAGAAAACUGAAAAACGAAAGUCUACCAAAGGUAAGAAAACUCCAAAGAAAACACCAAAGAAGCAGCCCCUGGAAGCUGCUGAGCCUGCUGAGAACGAAGUCACCGCAGAAUUGGAACAACCUUCAGUGGAGAAUGGUCAGGAAGUUGCUUUACCUUCAGACGAAACAGGUGCAGUAUCACCAUCUCCAAAAGGAACAAGGACAGCAGCUUCACUUCGCAAGAGAAAGAAGAAGUCAAUCUGUCAAACACCUACCCCUGAAUCACCCUCAACCCCCAUCGCAGAUCCACCCUCAACUAAGAAGAAAGUGAGGCUGUCAAUGGAGAACAACCAAACGUUUUUCUUCAAGAAAAAUACAUCCUUGGAGAGCCCUAAACCAUUCGACAGCACAAGAACGCCACUGAAAGGU